Molecule: messenger RNA, 3694 nt
Organism: Labeo rohita (rohu)
Lineage: Eukaryota; Metazoa; Chordata; Actinopteri; Cypriniformes; Cyprinidae
Product: transient receptor potential cation channel subfamily A member 1
Exons: 19
Coding region: 765-3152 (795 amino acids)
Biological process (GO): calcium ion import across plasma membrane
Cellular component (GO): membrane
Molecular function (GO): calcium channel activity; protein binding
Source: RefSeq, a predicted model, not a curated record
UCUCACUGCUGUCUGCUCAUCACUAUCACCAGGGCUGGAUUAUGAACCGGACCAUCGGCCAGCGUUCAGAGAAAAUGAACACCAAGGCCCUCAAAUCCAGGCCAAGGCUGAAAGGAUCAAUAAUAACUAGUUUAAGCUACUUAACUCCAAUAUUCAUCUGUGUUUUGUAAUUUUAUGCUUAUUAGAGGUUUAUGUUGUUAGAUUAGCAACAUCUAACACCAAAGUCCAUUGAAAUCAAUUGAUAUUUAGUUGCUUGCAAUGUAAAUUGUUACAAAUCUGUCACUGAUGAGGUUCCUUGUUAGCAUGCUGCCUUAGAAGACAGCUAGUUUUGUUUCAGAACAAGUCCACACAAGCCUGCCUGUGUGUUUUGAUGGUUAUUAUCUGUUACAACAGGGCACUCUGGCAUACUGGUGCCAUAAAUGGACCCUAAACAUAAUUCUGUACUGUUGCCUUGUGACCUCUGGUAAAACAUUGAGAUAAAUGUUAGUUCAUUAUGAUUUAUUACAUGGAGGGUGUAACUGGAUGUUUAACACACAUGUGCUUAAUGACUCACAGUAAAGAUUAACUGAGAAACAAAUCUUCUAAAGACAAACACAGCCUGUUAUUAAACAUGUCAAGAGCACUCCACUCGAUAUGCAGGCUGUACUGAUGUCAAACUGCUGAUUUUCUGCUCAGUUUACGUUUUGGGCUGAAAGUGCACUCUUUCAGCAUCUUAAGAUAGAAGAGGAGAUCUUAAGGCGCUCUCAGCUAAAUACAGUGGAAGAAUGAAGAGAUUCGGUCGAGUUGGACCUGACAGGCCUGAUAACCUUGAGCUUGAACUGACCGAUGGAGUCUCUAGUCAGUCAGUGCAGCCAGCCAUUGCUUCUCCUGCAUCUGUGGCAUCAGUUAAAGAUGUGGGAUGGUCAGUCACUCACCUGGCGUCCUAUGCAAGAGGCCGCUGGAAACAUGCUGCCCACAAGUCUGUCAGGAAGAAACACACAGAGGAAUAUGUAGGCAGCAAAUACAAGGGUCUGGCAACAGAUGAAGAUAGUGUAGAUGGAAGGAAGAAGAAGAAGAUCCACCUGAAUAAAAGGCUUUUGGAUCACUUUCGAGUCCUAGCGGCCAGCAAUAAAGACACAGAUGAGGUGGACCUGCAGUUUCUCAACGAUGUCCUUACGAAUGGAGCUGACCCAAACUCAGCAGAUAAAUAUGGGCAAACGGCCCUGCAUGAGAUAUCUCGGGCAUGGAACAUAGACGUGAUGCGUUUCUUCCUGGAAAGAGGGGCAGAUUUUCAGAGGGCCGAUACUUUUGGAGUGACACCUCUUCAUGUAGCCGCAGGCCUGGAUUAUGAGGAGAUGCUGCAGUUUCUGUUAGAAAGAGGAGCUGACAUUGAAGCUCGCACGUAUAAAGACAAGCAGACCCCGCUGCACUUUGCUGCUAAGAAUGAUGCUGUCGGGGCGGUGAGGAUGUUACUGCAGAACGGGGCGGACAUCACUGUACGAGACUAUAAAGAAAGAACGCCUCUACAGCUGGCUGCUAACUUUGAUCGAAGUGAGACAGCACGUUUGCUGCUGGGGUUUGGAGCAGAUGCUGGCGUGCAGGAUUCUGAUGGACAGCUCUGCAUUACUGCCAUGAUUAAUAAAAUGACUUCUGUGGCUGAUUUGGCAAUGAAUCAGUUUCAUGUGAAAGACCGAAUGGCCCGACAGCAGUACUACUACCUUCAUCUCAUGGAGCCAAUGCCUGCUGACAAAACAAACCCAAAAGGUUCUGAUCCAUCAUCACCGUUGGAGCUUAUUGUCAAUGAGGGUAAACUGGAUCUCAUCAUGCACCCUGUAGUGCUCAAACUCAUCACUGUCAAAUGGAACUUAUAUGGCAGAAUGGGAGCCUGGAUACUCUUGCUUCUCAACUUCCUAUUUAUCGUGUCCUGGACAACAGUAGCUAUAUCUGUGUCAGUACGUCCAGAAGGAGAUCGGUACAAUCUUCCUCAGGACUGGUGGCGUGUGUUGUUGGUGGUUCUGGCACUAGUGCUGAUGGUGGUUGAGGUGUACAGGGAAGUGAUGGAGAUUGUUCGAUCUAGGAAGAAACUGAAGCACUGGCGGUGCUGGACUGUGCAGAAGAUCAAUGAGGACUUGAGCUGCUCUCACCCUAUGUGGCCUGAGGAGCGCAAUUACUUGGAGGGCCAAAUUAAGUAUAUUCGAAACCUGAAAGGAACCUACUCUCAAGACCUCUGGAAUAUCUUUGAUUGGCUGGUCUAUUCGCUGCUCCUGGCAGUUCUGGUCGUCCACUUGGCAGAUGUAUUCCUAGUGUCUGACUCACUUCGACAAAACAGCCUUCGCCUCUUCGCAGUGUCCAUUAUUUUUCUGUGGCUAAGGCUGAUGAAGCAUGUCCGAGCCUUUAGGGCGAUGGGACCUUUUAUUGUCAUGCUGGGGAAUAUUGCAGGAGACGUGCUGCGCUUCCUUUUUCUCUAUAUAGAGAUCUACAUUCCAUAUGCCUGUGCUUUCUGGAUCAUAUUUGGAGGUUUAGCUGAGGUGCCAAGUAUGAAGACGGUUCCUGAGCUGCUGUACAGCCUGUACCGUAUCACCUUGGUGGACGAAUAUGAGUUUAAUGCCAUGCUGGGUGUGGAUGCAGUGAUGGCCUACCUGCUCUGUGGAACAUUUCUGGCCCUGUCUGCUAUUCUCUGUGUUAAUUUACUGAUUGCUCUGCUUUCUGACACCUUCCAAAGGGUCUAUGACAAUGCGCUGGCCAAUGCUGUGAUGCAACAAGCUGCUAUCAUUCUGCAAAUAGAGGAAUCCAUGUCUUGCCUGAGACGUUGCUAUGACAACGAGUACAUCCACCAGCAUUGCGCCCCGCUUGGAGAAUUCUAUGAUGAUGAUGUCACCACUAACCCAGAACAACAUGCAGAGAUGAAAAAGCUCACAGAACAGAUCAAGGAUGUUUUACAUCAGUUUCUGAACAUCCAAAGAGAGACACUCUCACCUCAAUUAGCCUAUGCAGGUGCAAGAGAAGAGAGCACAAGGAGAAGUGCUGCACUUCCAGAAAAGGAAGAACACCUCUUGACUCUUCACAGACUUGCGAAAGACCAGCAGAAGCACAGUCAGGAUCUGAGUGAGCUGAAGGCUGAAGUGAAAGAACUCCACAGUUUGCUUCUCCAUCUGAUACAGUCCAAGACAUAAUGAAAGUUUGCGAAAGUAUGCGCAAUCAUGCAUGGGUUCAUUAAUGAAGAUUACUGGUAUGAACUCGUAGAACGCACUGACGAAUUCUGACGAAGUCUGCUUUGGUCCAAAUUGCCAAUCAUAACGUAUAUGGAGAUGUCGUGAUUACUCUGAGCUUUUCAUCAAGCAUUUUUUUGGGGAUUGCUGUGUGAAAUGUGCCUAUUGAAAUUACUUUCUAUGGUAAAUAUAACCAUAAAUUAACCUGGAAUAAUCCUUUAAGUGAUGUGACUGGUGUUUCUGCAGCUACUGAUGAUGACAAGAAACCCUCAGUGACAAAGCAUCCCAUAGCAUACAAUAAAACCUCUGAAAAUGAAUAAUGAAUUACAGAAAUCACACAUUUAAUCCACUAGAGCAAGACAAAGGACUUCUGUGCAGCAAGUCAUAAUUUUGUAACCUACAGUUGUUACUUAAGUUAUACAUUGUACCACGUUAUUGUAACAAUAUAGAUUUGCAUCGGUGUAUAUUAAAGUGACUUUAUUUUAAUUAUUAAAAUUUUAAUUAGA